GACCUUCUCGAAGGGGACGCGCGCUGUCCCCCGCCCCCAGGGGCUCCGAGGACCCCGGUUCGGGGAACACCCGCCCUGCCCGGAGGCGCGGCGAGGAUUGGCGGCGCCCCGCGGACCCCAGCCCCCCAGCGCGGGCCGGGGAUGGAGCCGCAGCCCGGCGGUGCCCGGAGCUGCCGGCGCGGGGCCCCCGGUGGUGCCUGCGAGCUGGGUCCCGCGGCCGAGGCGGCGCCCAUGAGCCUGGCCAUCCACAGCACGACGGGCACCCGCUACGAGCUGUCGGUGCCCCCCGACGAGACGGUGGAGGGGCUGCGCAAGCGGCUGUCCCAGCGCCUCAAAGUGCCCAAGGAGCGCCUGGCUCUGCUCCACAAAGACACCCGGCUCAGUUCGGGGAAGCUGCAGGAGUUCGGCGUGGGGGAUGGCAGCAAGCUGACUCUCGUGCCCACCGUGGAGGCGGGCCUCAUGUCUCAGGCUUCAAGGCCAGAACAGUCUGUGAUGCAGGCCCUGGAGAGCUUGACGGAGACCCAGCCCCCAGCGGCACCCGGGCCGGGCCGGCCUGGCGGAGGCGGCUUCCGGAAAUACCGAUUCAUUUUAUUUAAGCGUCCGUGGCACCGACAGGGACCCCAGAGCCCAGAGAGGGGCGGCGAGAGGCCCCAGGUCAGUGACUUCUUGUCUGGCCGCUCACCACUGACCCUGGCUCUUCGAGUGGGUGACCACAUGAUGUUCGUCCAGCUUCAGCUCGCCGCCCAGCACGCCCCGCUACAGCACCGCCAUGUGUUGGCUGCUGCAGCCGCUGCAGCCGCUGCUGCCCGCGGAGACCCCAGCAUGACCACCCCUAUGUCCUCUCCCUGCCGGCCAGUGUCCAGUGCUGCCCGUGUCCCCCCAGUACCCACCAGCCCUGCCCCUGCAUCCCCCUCACCUGUCACAGCCGGCUCCUUCCGAUCCCACUCGGCCCCCAGCACGUGCACCGAGAUGGACUGUUCCUCCUCUGCCAAUGCCGGGGCCAGCCCCACGUCCACCCCUGCGGGCAGCCCCACCUCCCGCUCCCGCAAACCAGGCGCCGUCAUCGAGAGCUUCGUGAACCACGCCCCGGGGGUCUUCUCAGGGACCUUCUCUGGCACACUGCACCCCAACUGCCAGGACAGCAGCGGACGGCCGCGGCGUGACAUUGGCACCAUCCUGCAGAUCCUCAAUGACCUCUUGAGUGCCACGCGGCACUACCAGGGCAUGCCCCCGUCCCUGACCCAGCUGCGCUGCCAUGCCCAGUGCACGCCCGCCUCGCCUGCCCCAGACCUCACCCCCAAAACUACCUCCUGUGAGAAGCUGGCAGCCUCGACCUCCGUGAGCCAGGCCCGCAUAGGCAAGCCCCCCGGGGACCGGCUGCGGCAGACAGAAAACCGGGCCACCCGCUGCAAGGUGGAACGCCUGCAGCUGCUGCUCCAGCAGAAAAGGCUCCGUAGGAAGGCCCGGCGCGACGCCCGAGGCCCCUACCACUGGCCACCCAGCCGCAAGGUGGGUCGCAGCGACGGUGGAGGCGGAGGCGGCGGCGGCGGCCCCAGUGAAGCCGCGGGCUUGGGCCUUGACUUCGAGGACUCGGUCUGGAAGCCAGAAGUCAACCCAGACCUCAAGUCAGAGUUUGUGGUGGCCUAGGAACCAUGUCAUUCGCCCCGGCCCAGGAUGGCUGAGAGCAUUGCCCAGCGCAGGAGGGCAGGAAGGCAGGCGGUGGGCGCCACAGGAGGCCCCUCCCUCCCUGUCCAGCAUCCUUCGGGGUUUUUUUAAAAUUUCAUUUCUCACCAUGGUUUUCCAAACUCCGUGGCCUUGCGUUGUGUUCCUGCCUCCUCGGUUCAGCUCACACCUCCCCACCUCUUCCUCUGUCACCCCGCCCUCCACGCCGGGUCCUUCCCCACCCACCUUCCCAAGCUCCAAACAUGUAGCAGUCUUUCCAGCUGGUUCGGAGCAGAGACGAGGAAGCCGCCCCCACCGCUUUCCGCUGGCCCCCCGCCCUCUUCAGGUUGAAGUCACAAUGGCGAUGUCUCGCAUGCACUUUACAGACAGGAGGGGGCCGCCCGGAGGACCCCGACUGCAAACUCAGGCCUCCCUCCAGCCAGCAGGGCCCACGGGGCUCUAUACACCACAGGGGCACCAACUAGGGGCUGUUUCUCUUCCGCUUCUGUACUAGUUUCUUGGUUUUCCGUUUUCCUGGAAAAGAAAAGCUGUUUCAGGGGACAGGCUGGCCAGAGCCUGCCUUGGGGUCCAGGUCGGGGUGUGGGACCCUUUCCUCUCAGGAAAGGAAAGGGAGGGAGGGGAACACACCUGUUGUCAGCCUUCACAGGCCACGCACUGUGCGAUUGCCUCCAACGCCACCGUCCCACCCCACUCCUUUUAUUUUUUCUGAGCUUGGGGGUAUUUAUAGACUUAAUUUUCUGACUGAGCCAAUAGUGGUUGGGAAUCUCUUGAAAAAUCAGGAGAAAAAUGGCUGGGGGCUGGGGGGAAUUCCCCCCAGCCCUCCUUUCAGGCCCAACCUGAGGGAUCUGGGCCUGUGGGCUGUCUGGCGGGGGGGCCCUCCAGCAGCCAGGAGGGGAGGGGGUGCUGAGCUGUGAAUCCCCCAGUAGGGGCAACGCUGUGUAGCAUUAACCCCUGGGGGGGUUCGCUGCUGGUCUAAUUUGGAACCUCCCCACUCAUGCCCAUACCCCAGGGGUCUUUGGCCCCCACAGCAGACAGACACACACACACA
This is a messenger RNA of Rhinolophus ferrumequinum (greater horseshoe bat), 2731 nucleotides long. RefSeq names its product midnolin (gene MIDN). The coding region runs from base 142 to 1647 and encodes 501 amino acids. The record is from RefSeq and is a predicted model, not a curated record. Gene Ontology annotation, cellular component: nucleus. Lineage: Eukaryota; Metazoa; Chordata; Mammalia; Chiroptera; Rhinolophidae. Gene Ontology annotation, molecular function: protein binding. The transcript has 8 exons.